Molecule: messenger RNA, 2586 nt
Organism: Lontra canadensis (Northern American river otter)
Lineage: Eukaryota; Metazoa; Chordata; Mammalia; Carnivora; Mustelidae
Gene: RGMB
Product: repulsive guidance molecule BMP co-receptor b
Exons: 5
Coding region: 350-1804 (484 amino acids)
Biological process (GO): BMP signaling pathway
Cellular component (GO): plasma membrane
Molecular function (GO): coreceptor activity
Source: RefSeq, a predicted model, not a curated record
GAACUGAGUGAUUUGCCUCCCCGCCCCCUUCCCUGGGUGGCCGAGAGAUCGCGCUGGCUGGAAGGGCGCAGCCCCUCGCUCGGCGCUCACUCAGCAGUCAGGGAGGCGAGAAAGCGGCCCCCAAGGCGGAGCCUCCGUCCUGCCCCCGGGUAUCGCUGCCCCCACCUGGGGGAGAGAGGCGGGCGCCGCGCUGCCCUCCCUCUGCGCCCCCGCCGCGUGGCUUGCGGCUUAUUUUCCCAGCUGGCAAGCGUCGCGCUGCAGACAAGGGAAUGCCUGUGGUCCUGCGUGCUCCAGAGCUCGGGGGCCCCCUGAUCCCGUCAAGCCCCCUCCAGGAUCGGAAGGGUUAAGAAUGAUGAGGAAGAAGAGGAAGCGAGGAGCGUCCCCCAGUCCAUGCCGCAGCCACGGCCACGGCCACGAACCCGACACGGCGCCCGCGCCGCCGCCCUCGCCGGAGCCCACGAGACCUGCAUGGACGGGCAUGGGCUUGAGAGCAGCACCUUCCUGCGCCGCUGCCGCCGCCUCCGCUGCUGCCGCCGGGGCUGAGCAGCGCCGCCGCCCCCAGCUCUGCCCGCCGCCCCUGGCGUUGCUGCUGCUGCUACUGCUCAGCCUCGGGCUGCUCCACGCAGGUGACUGCCAACAGCCGGCCCAGUGUCGAAUCCAGAAAUGUACCACGGACUUUGUGGCCCUGACUUCGCACCUGAACUCUGCCAUUGACGGCUUUGACUCUGAGUUUUGCAAGGCUCUGCGUGCCUAUGCUGGCUGCACCCAGCGAACUUCAAAAGCCUGCCGUGGUAACCUGGUAUACCAUUCUGCUGUGUUGGGUAUCAGUGACCUCAUGAGCCAGAGGAAUUGUUCUAAGGACGGACCCACAUCCUCCACCAACCCUGAAGUGACCCAUGACCCUUGUAACUAUCACAGCCACGCAGGAGCCAGAGAACACGGGGGAGGGGAUCUGAACCCUCCUGGUUACCUUUUUUGUGGCUUGUUCGGAGAUCCUCACCUUAGAACUUUCAAGGAUCACUUUCAGACGUGCAAAGUGGAAGGAGCCUGGCCACUCAUAGAUAAUAAUUAUCUUUCAGUUCAAGUGACGAAUGUGCCUGUGGUCCCUGGAUCCAGUGCUACUGCUACAAAUAAAAUAACCAUCAUCUUCAAAGCUCACAAGGAGUGUACAGAUCAGAAAGUGUACCAAGCUGUGACCGAUGACCUGCCGGCUGCCUUUGUGGAUGGCAGCACCAGCGGCGGGGAUGGCGACACCAAGAGUCUGCUUAUCUUGGAGAGGGAGAGCGGCCGCUACGUGGAGAUGCACGCCCACUACAUAGGGACCACGGUCUUCGUGCGGCAGCUGGGUCGCUACCUGACGCUCGCCAUCCGCAUGCCUGAGGACCUGGCUAUGUCCUACGAGGAAAGUCAGGACCUGCAGCUGUGUGUCAACGGCUGCCCCCUGAGCGAGCGCAUCGACGACGGGCAGGGCCAGGUGUCUGCCAUCCUGGGGCACAGCGUGCCUCGCACCUCACUGGCACCGGCCUGGCCGGGCUACACACUGGAGGCUGCCAAUGCCCAGUGCCACGAGAAGAUGCCAGUGAAGGACAUCUAUUUCCAGUCCUGUGUCUUUGACCUGCUCACCACUGGUGAUGCCAACUUCACCGCCGCCGCCCACAGUGCCUUGGAGGAUGUGGAGGCGCUGCACCCGCGGAAGGAACGCUGGCACAUUUUCCCCAGCGGCAGCCAGGGGACGCCCCCCGGACGCAGCCACUGGGCUAUCAGCCUCGGACUCCCAUGCUUGAUCUUUGUUGUGUUUUUGUAGGGGUCGUCUUUUGUGUUUUUUGGGGUUUUUCUUUUUGUCUAUAACAGAAUUUUAAAAUAUAUAUUGUCAUAAUAUAUUGAGUAAAAGAGUAUAUAUGUAUAUACCAUGUAUAUGACAGGAUGUUUGUCCUGGGGCACCCACCAGAUUGUACAUACUGUGUUUGACUGUUUUCAUGUAUGUUGGAGGUAGUGUUCUUUGAUUGUACUGAUUUUGUUUUGCAGUUUUGUGAAAUAUUUUAUAAUGUCCCUGCCUGGGGACCUGUUAGAAAGCACUUUAUUUUUUAUAUAUUAAAUAUUUAUGUGUGUACCUGGUUAGUACGUAUAGUACAUAUACACAGACACCAUAUGCAGCGUUCCCUUCGAAGAUGCCCAGUGACAGUGGUGGUAGCUGUUUCUGGCCCUUCAAUCCUGCCUUUUCCCUUGGCUACUGAUCUGCCACCCUGGGUGUGCAGCUUUCACUCGCCGCCUUCUGGGGGAAGCUGCGUCCUUCCUGUGAGCUAGGGGGUGUCCUUAGCCGCCUCCUGCCCUCACGCGGUGUGGACGGACAGCCAAGUCCCAUGAUAGGCACUUUGGCUUUUGUGAAACAAUGCACAAAACGCAUCUCGAAGGAACCCUCACCCUCCUUCACCACUGUCACUUUCUCAGAGGGCAGGGAGAAUAUCACUACAGUUUUACGAACUAAGAUCUUGUGAUCUGAGCACUUACCGUAUGUGGGGUUGAGCCAGACAAAACUGCUGUUCCAAUAGGUCAGAACGGUCUAGAGGUAGCAAUUUCAUGGAUAAA